Molecule: messenger RNA, 775 nt
Organism: Coffea arabica (coffee)
Lineage: Eukaryota; Viridiplantae; Streptophyta; Magnoliopsida; Gentianales; Rubiaceae
Product: cytochrome b561 and DOMON domain-containing protein At4g12980-like
Source: RefSeq, a predicted model, not a curated record
AUAGACCUCAACCCAAAAAAAAAAAAAACUGUGUUUUCUCUCUAUGGCGUCUUCUUUCGCAAAGCCUCUGCUAAUUCUGUCAGCUUUACUGCUUUCCCUCCUAAUCUCACCUUCACAAUCAGCGACCUGUUCCUCACAGACACUCUCCAAUAACAAAUUAUACGCCCACUGCAACGAUUUGCCUUCUCUGGAUUCUUACCUCCAUUAUUCCUAUGAUCCCGUCCAGUCCACUUUAUCCGUGGCCUUCAUCGCUCCUCCCGCUAAACCCAACGGUUGGAUUGCAUGGGCUAUUAAUCCCACCGGCUCCGGCAUGCUUGGGGCCCAAUCCUUAAUCGCCUUCAGAAACUCCGCCGGUCAAAUGACCGUUAAGACCUAUAACAUAACCUCCUACGCCCCCCCAAUUAAGGAGUCUAAGGUCUGGUUUUCCGUGAAGGACGCCACAGCGGAGUACUCCGGCAAUGUUAUCCGGCUGUUUGCCACGUUGGUCUUGCCGGAGGAGGCCACGUCUUUGAAUCAUGUGUGGCAGGUGGGCGCGUCGGUAACCAACGGCGUUCUGGAUAAGCAUUAUUUCUCGCCGGCAAAUUUGAAUGCCAAGGGAAGCUUGGAUUUGCUGAGUGGCUCUUCUUCCUCUUCAGACUCGAGGGUCAAAAAGAAAAAUGUAAGCUUUUUCCGGGGACGUGCCCAGUCAGCACGUCCCCGUCUGACACAUGCACAGACAGAGUCAGACGCGGACGUGCACAAUCAGCACGUCCGCGUCUGACACAUGCUCACACCG